UAACACUUCCUCCACAUGCUCGUGACAAAGCCAAAGUGAAAGAAGCAGAGAUCAUUUCACAUGUUGACGAUUACAACUAUUCUUGAAGUAAUGUCGACCUCAGCUAACUUGCCAGAAGCCGAACAUUCCGGACUGUUGAAGUUUCUCUCAGCUGUGUUUUACGCCGUCAGUUCAUUCUUGAUCAUUGUUGUUAACAAAACGAUUCUCACAAACUACAGAUUUCCCUCGUACAUGUUUCUAGGAAUUGGACAGAUGGCCACUACAAUCAUCAUUCUCUAUGCUGCUAAAAUUAACCAAACAGUUCACUUUCAAGACUUUGACAGAAGCAUUUUCAUCAAAAUCUUCCCUCUACCUCUGCUGUAUGUUGGAAACCACAUAACAGGACUGGCGGGUACAAAGAAGUUAAGUUUACCCAUGUUCACAGUCUUAAGGAAGUUCACCAUAUUGAUGACAAUGAUCAUGGAAGAAAGGAUAUUGAAAAAAAAAACACCUAAUCGUCUGAUCUACAGUGUUUUGGUCAUCGUUUUUGGAGCAUUGGUGGCUGCAAGCUCUGACUUGGCCUUUGAUGCCGAGGGCUACACAUUCAUUCUGCUUAAUGAUGUCUUCACUGCUGCCAGUGGUGUGUACACCAAGAAGAAACUGGGAACUGAGGGUCUUGGAAAAUAUGGGAUCUUAUUUUACAAUGCAUUCAUAAUUUUCCUUCCAACUCUUUUGGCGAGUGCAUUCACUGGGGAUUUACACAAGGCCAUUACAUAUGAACACUGGUUGAACACCCCCUUUGUUUCUUGCUUCCUUAUGUCUUGCAUCAUGGGGUUUGUGCUGAUGUAUUCAAUAGUGCUGUGUAGCCACUACAACUCAGCACUCACCACCACAGUGGUGGGAGCAAUUAAGAAUGUUGCGGUUGCCUACAUCGGUAUGUUUUUAGGUGGAGAUUACCUGUUUUCAUGGACAAACUUCCUGGGCUUGAAUAUUUGUAUAUCAGGGGGACUUGUGUAUUCCUACCUGACGUUCCACAGCAGCAGCAAACCAUCCCAAUGCAAUGGAAGCAGAAUCCAGAAAAACCAGGAUCAGCUGAAGAUUCCCAUUAUGGAAGAUUCCACAGACCGACUCCUUGUAAAAUAAGUUAUCUUUAUUUAACCUUUUAUUUUAUCAGGGUGUCCCAUUAGGACCAAGGCCUCUUUUUCAAGGGAGCUCUGUGUGAACACAAUUUCUAAGUGAAUACGCCUGCGAUACAACUGGUCAUGAUGCCAUAGUUUAUUUUUCUGUACUGUCAGCACUACCCUUUGUAACUGAUCCAUAUUGGAGCAGACGUUCUUACAUUUUGUAUGUUUUAAUGUAUCUUUAUGAAAAAUGAUGAGCAUACUUUUGACAAUGUUUAUUAUUUGUUGCAAGUUCAAAUCUGUAAUUUUAAUUGUGUUGUCAAGACAAGUGUUGUUAUACUAUAUAUAUAUAUAUAUAUAUAUACAGUGGGGCAAAAAAGUAUUUAGUCUUCCACCAAUUGUGCAAGUUCUCCCACUUAAAGAUGAGAGACCUGUAAUUUUCAUCAUAGGUACACUUCAACUAUGAUAGACAAAAUGAGAAAGAAAUCCAGAAAAUCACAUUGUAGGAUUUUUAAUGAAUUUAUUUGCAAAUUAUGGUGGAAAAUAAGUAUUUGGUCAAUAACAAAAGUUUAUCUCAAUACUUUGUUAUAUACCCUUUGUUGGCCCAUGACAGAGGUCAAACGUUUUCUGUAAGUCUUCACAAGGUUUUCACACACUGUUGCUGGUAUUUUGGCCCAUUCCUCCAUGCAGAUCUCCUCUAGAGCAGUGAUGUUUUGGGGCUGUUGUUGGGCAACACGGACUUUCAACUCCCUCCAAAGAUUUUCUAUGGGGUUGAGAUCUGGAGACUGGCUAGGCCACUCCAGGACCUUGAAAUGCUUCUUACGAAGCCACUCCUUCAUUGCCCGGGCGGUGUGUUUGGGAUCAUUGUCAUGCUGAAAGACCCAGCCACGUUUCAUCUUCAAUGCCCUUGCUGAUGGUAGGCUUUGUUACUUUGGUCCCAGCUCUCUGCAGGUCAUUCACUAGGUCCCCCCGUGUGGUUCUGGGAUUUUUGCUCACCGUUCUUGUGAUCAUUUUGACCCACGGGGUGAGAGCUUGCGUGGAGCCCCAGAUCGAGGGAGAUUAUCAGUGGUCUUGUAUGUCUUCCAUUUCCUAAUAAUUGCUCCCACAGUUGAUUUCUUCAAACCAAACUGCUUACCUAUUGCAGAUGCAGUCUUCCCAGCCUGGUGCAGGUCUACAAUUUUGUUUCUGGUGUCCUUUGACAGCUCUUUGGUCUUGGCCAUAGUGGAGUUUGGAGUGUGACUGUUUGAGGUUGUGGACAGGUGUCUUUUAUACUGAUAACAAGUUCAAACAGUUGCCAUUAAUACAGGUAACGAGUGGAGGACAGAGGAGCCUCUUAAAGAAGUUACAGGUCUGUGAGAGCCAGAAAUCUUGCUUGUUUGUAGGUGACCAAAUACUUAUUUUCCACCAUAAUUUGCAAAUAAAUUCAUAAAAAUCAUACAAUGUGAUUUUCUGGAUUUUUUCCCUAAUUUUGUCUGUCAUAGUUGAAGUGUACCUAUGAUGAAAAUUACAGGCCUCUCAUCUUUUUAAGUGGGAGAACUUGCACAAUUGGUGGCUGACUAAAUACUUUUUUGCCCCACUGUACAUACAUACUAGUACAUGUGUAAAUAGCAAUGGCCACUAGUGGUUACUAAGCAACUCUUGAAACCAAUGUGUGUACAGAGACAUGCUGUAUGUUCAAGGACAACUGAACUGCAGUGUAGUGAUGAUGAAGCUCUUACCAACCAUUAACAUAGCAAUAAAGUAGAAGGAAUGAAACUGUC
This is a messenger RNA of Salvelinus fontinalis (brook trout), 2860 nucleotides long. Its product is annotated as UDP-N-acetylglucosamine/UDP-glucose/GDP-mannose transporter-like. NCBI's taxonomy places the organism in Eukaryota, Metazoa, Chordata, Actinopteri, Salmoniformes, Salmonidae. The record is from RefSeq and is a predicted model, not a curated record. Bases 61 to 1122 code for a protein of 353 amino acids. Gene Ontology annotation, cellular component: Golgi apparatus. Gene Ontology annotation, molecular function: antiporter activity; GDP-fucose transmembrane transporter activity. The transcript has 12 exons.